Messenger RNA from Hydractinia symbiolongicarpus, 1734 nucleotides. RefSeq lists its product as uncharacterized. Bases 125 to 1573 code for a protein of 482 amino acids. The record is from RefSeq and is a predicted model, not a curated record. Gene Ontology annotation, molecular function: hydrolase activity. The transcript has 9 exons. Lineage: Eukaryota; Metazoa; Cnidaria; Hydrozoa; Anthoathecata; Hydractiniidae.
UGCUAAUAAAACUGAAAGUAGAAGCAUCAAUGGCGUUUAGCAUAUAAAUUAUUAACAGUGUAAACACAGCCAUAAAACGUUCAUAAAAGUACAGAACGGAAUACAAGACUUAAUCGAUCGAAGCAUGUUGGCCUACGAUUUCUUGUUGAUUUUAUUAAGUGUGGUUUACACUGAGCAGAAGAGCUAUGAAUAUUAUAAUAAUGAUGUUAUUGGUAUCCAAACCCGCUUUUUACGAAGGUUAAGUUUACACGCACACAAAUACCGCGACAAUUUACAUUUGAAGAGAAUACAUGAUGCAAGAAGAAGAAACGCAACCUGCAUGGAUGGUUCCGAUGCUAAAUACUAUAUAAGUCAUCACGCACACUCGAAGGACUGGGUGAUACAUCUUCAGAGCGGAGGAGGGUGUAUAACGUUCGACGAAUGCAGCGAUAGAGCAAAUGGCCCACUUGGUUCGUCUAUUCCACUGGAUUCAAAAAUCACCGGUGAAUGCAUGUUGUCAAAUGAUCCCAAAAUCAAUCCAACAUUUCAUAAAUGGAACAAAGUUUUAAUUCCAUAUUGUAGUGGUGAUGUGUUUGUUGGGCGUCAAUUAAAAGCCAAUCAUCCCUACCGCAUGCCAAUGCUCGGUCAUUACAUUGUUGUAGCUGUCAUCAAAGAUUUGAUCAAAAAAUAUAAAAUUAACAGAAAAAGAACAAAGAUACUUUUUGGCGGAACGUCAGCUGGAGGUGUCGGUGUAAUAGCAAACCUUGACCAUGUACAGGAACUUGCUUUUCCGGCUCAGGUGAAAGGUUAUAAUGAUGGCGGUUGGUUCACGCUUUUCCCAAACUUCGGUGAAAAUCAGAAAACAAAUGGUCUGAUGGAGUCUGGGCUUCCCAAAUUCUUCAAUACUUUAACAAAUGUGUUCGAAAAGAACUGGGAUGGCUUUGUUGAUGAAUCAUGUCGUAAACAAAUGCCCAAAGCAGCUGCGUGUUUGUAUGGAGAGUUAGCUAUAACUUAUUUAAAGACGCCAAUCUUCGUGCUAUCAAAUUUUUGGGAUGCUUACCAAAUGACGCAGAUGGUUAGUAUGGAAUACCAGCCUGUCAAUUCACCGCCACUUACGAAAGCUGAGCGACAUUUUGUUUCGAAGUUUGGUAACAACACACGCAGGUCGCUACACAGGGUUCUUUUAAACAAAAAUAAUGGAGUAUUUUCACCAGCUUGCCAUGCUCACACGUUCUUUGAAAGUUGUAUCGAUGGCAUCUUAUGCGGAACUCCGAAAGAAAGAACUUAUGUUAUUGAUGGUCAAUCGGCUUACGGCGCAUUAGCAGAAUGGUAUGAAAGCGAUGGCCGCAAAGGAUCAUAUAUUGAUCAAGCAGAAGAUGACCCAUCAUGCAAUCCGAGUUGCUGUUCAAUACAUUGCUACAAAUGUCGACCGUUUAAAAUGAGCAAACCAACUGUUUCAAAGAUAAAAACAAAACAAAGAAAGAAACACAAAAAGAACCCUAUAGUUUAUUAUUCGUCGACUUCGACGAAUUUUACCUCUAUAUUCUAUACUUUAACGUGCUUAAUAUUUUCCAUGCUUUGGAACAACAGCUAGCGAUAGCUGGAUGACAUAUUGACAAAAGAUGUACAUAACUUUAUUAUUUUAUAUGAUGAACGUUAGAAAACACAUAUAGUUAGAUGUAUAUAUUGUAUAACCUUGAUAAAAGAUAAAUUAUUUUAAAAGAGAUCAUUUCAACAUAAGGAGUAAGAAAUUUU